AUGAAUCUCAAUUCGCGCAGCCGCAGCAGUUCGCGGUCGCCUGAGCGAUCGCGACGUAGACGAUGUGGUUCUCCCGGAUUAUCUUCGCGAGAUGGAUCACGGCCCAGAUCUCGAUCACGACGGGGAUCAUCAAGUACUUCCAAAAGCCGUGGUCGAAGUCGUGAUUGUCGAGAGAAUGCCAAUAGAAGUAUGGAAGCGAGUCCUGAAAGUCGUUCUCGUAGCCACUCACCUUCACCGUCUAAUGGCGCAGGUGACGACAGCUCUUCUUCACACCAUGGUCGUGGUCGUUCAUCUAAUUCCAGAAGCCAAAGUGAUAGUGAUCAAGGAAGUAGGAGCCGGUCACGUUCUCCUGACUUCGACAGAAAUGAGGCGUUACGAGAUUCUUGGGCAGCAGUGAGAAAGCAACCUGACAAUUUCGAUGGAUGGAUUAUACUUCUUACUCAAGCGGAUCAGUGUGAUGAUCUAAAACUGGCACGUGAAGUAUACAACCGAUUCCUCAACAAGUAUCCAUAUUGUUACGGAUUUUGGAAGAAGUAUGCUGAUAUGGAACGCCGUCAUCAAAACUUCUCCGAUGCACUAAGUGUGUGGGAACGUGGUAUACUUGCCAUACCCUUGUCAAUUGAUUUAUGGCUUGGUUUUUUGUCGUUUAUGAGAGAGCUGGCUCCCCAAUCCGACAGAGGAGUUGAGAAAUUGAGGGAGCUAUACGACAGAGCACUAUCGAUGGCUGGCUAUGAAUUUCAUAGCGAUCGUCUUUGGCAGGAUUACAUUGCGUGGGAAGAAGCUCAAAGGGAAUGGCGACGGGUAGCAGAUAUAUACGAUCGCUUGAUACGUAUUCCCACAGCUAUGUACAAGAGUCAUAUGGAGAGAUUCGAAGCAAUAGUCAACAUGUGCAACCCUCUCGAUUUGGUCUCAGAUGAGGAGCUCAAAGACAUAUUCGAUGUGGUUAGACGCAAAUGCGACGUUGGGAUCGAUCAGAUCCUCAUAGUAGAAACUACGGAUGUUGAUGCAGCAGAGUCAGCUGACAGCUCGGAGGAUGGAAAACCAAAAAAAGUUGUUCGAAAAAGUAUUCAUCCAGAGGCUCUUCCACAUUUUCGAGCUGAAAUUCUAGCUCAACGCUAUCGAUGGCAUAAAGAGACAGAAGCUAUGAUCAUUGCACGUAUGCCAUUUGAAGAACAGAUAAAAAGGCCUUACUUUCACGUUAAACCUCUCGAAGCUGAACAGUUGAAGAAUUGGCGCCUCUAUCUCGACUUUGAAAUUGCUGAAGGGAACGAAACCAGAAUUACUGUAUUAUUUGAACGAUGUCUCAUUGCAUGUGCAAUGUACGAUCAGUUUUGGACCAAGUAUGCCCGCUGGACUCUUAAACAACGUGGAUCCGAUGCAGCACGUGGAGUUUACCGCCGUGCUCAACAACACAUUCCCGGCAACGUCCGUCUCGCACUGGCCUUUUCAGCAUUCGAGGAAUCUCUCGGGAAUUACUCCGAUGCCGGUUCCAUACUCAGUUCAUUUCGCCGAAAACAUCCAGGUUAUGCUGCGGUUGAACUACGCAUUAUUGGGAUGAUGAGAAGGCGAGCAGAUGCUGAAAGGAGUCCUGAUUAUUCUGGUGUUAUCAGCAAGUUUGAACGAUUAAUACAUUCACCCGACACUCCACGUCAUCUCAGCAGCUACUAUUCGAUAAAAUUAGCCAGGUUUCACCUGAAAACUCGUAAUGAUCGUCGAUUAGCCGAAAAAAUUAUUCGAAGGGCUCUUGAACGCGACAGAGACAACAUUCAACUCUUGCUCCAGUUGAUCGAUAUUGCCUUUACAAAUCCGGAUUUCUCGCAGUCAGCAGUGAUCGAAGCGUUUGAUUUUGCCAUAAAAUCGAACAUACCGGAUGCAGAAAAGCUGCAAUUCAGCCAGAGAAAGUUGGAUUUUCUGGAAGAUUUGUCUUAUGACAUUGAUGUCUUGCAAGAACAUCAGGAUGCCCAUGUGACUUUGCUAGGUGAACUCGAAAAUCCCCCCACGACAACGAGAAAACGAAGACACGACACUCGGACUGAUUCAAAAUACUAUGGUGAUAGAGAUCAUGAGUCAUCGCGUCGCAGUAGUCGGUACUCAGAUCAUCGUGACUCACGAAAUUCAUACCUUGACAGCCAUCGUGGAGUGAAGGACACUACGGGAUAUUGCGUGUCCUCAAAUGCAUAUCAACCGAUUCAACCAGUCUAUUAUGGUAAUCAAGGCUACCAACAGUGA
Necator americanus (New World hookworm) is the source of this 2229-nucleotide messenger RNA. RefSeq lists its product as uncharacterized. NCBI's taxonomy places the organism in Eukaryota, Metazoa, Nematoda, Chromadorea, Rhabditida, Ancylostomatidae. The coding region runs from base 1 to 2229 and encodes 742 amino acids. Gene Ontology annotation, molecular function: pre-mRNA 5'-splice site binding; protein binding. The transcript is spliced from 19 exons. Gene Ontology annotation, cellular component: U1 snRNP; U2-type prespliceosome; commitment complex. Gene Ontology annotation, biological process: RNA processing; mRNA 5'-splice site recognition. The record is from RefSeq and is a predicted model, not a curated record.